CGUGACGUCAUGGUAGACCACGCCGUGCGAGAUCAGUUGUUCUCCGGCGGUCACGUGACGCGCGUGGAUCCGGAAGCAUCAUGGCGGUGAACUUUAGUGAAGAUGAGUUUCAGCUGGCGUGGACCGAACUGGACGAGCCGAAGCUGGACGGGUGGGAGUUCUUCACCGAGACCACGGGCGUGAAAAUAUACCGACUCUAUCAUAAGGAAUCGGGUCUGUAUGAGUACAAGGUGUUUGGCUCUCUGCCUGGCUGCCCUCCAGAACUCUGUGCAGAUGUUUACAUGGAUCUCAACUACAGAAAGCAGUGGGACAGUUAUGUGAAAGAUCUACACGAGAAAGACUUCAAUGGACAGAAAGUGAUUUACUGGGAGGUGAAAUAUCCAAUGCCUCUUUCUAACAGGGAUUACGUGUACGUUCGGGAACGUCGGGAUCUGAACAUUGGCGGUCGCAGGAUCUGGGUGGUUUUGGCCAAGACCUCUUCUGUGUCUCAAUGUCCUGAGAAGAGAGGCGUAAUCCGGGUGAAGGAUUACAAACAGAGUCUGGCCAUAGAGAACGACGGCUCCGGCGAUUCCAAAGUCUUCAUGAACUACUUCGAUAAUCCAGGCGGCAUGAUUCCCACGUGGCUGGUGAACUGGGCGGCGAAGACGGGCGUCCCGGCCUUUCUCACGGACAUGAAGAAAGCCUGCUGCAACUAUUCCAGCUUCUGCAAGAAGUGAUGCAUGUAUGAAUGUCUACUGCGCAUGUGUUCUGUUUGAGGUCAGAAGGGCAUUUUGGGGAUUUUGGGUGGAGUUUCUACUGUUUCUAUGGUGUCCAACAUGCAAAAGUCUUUCGUUAGAAUUUCGUCGAAAUAUUUUUUUUUAUGCGUUUUUGCAUCAUGGAAUGGAAAGAUUUGGGGUCCCUCAGUGACUUUAUGAGAUUAUUUAGAUCAUAUUGAAUGGUAUAUAAUUUAAUCAAAGCACUUUAAUAUAAAGGAUUACAUAAAGAGCUAAGAAGUGAACGCAUAAAACGUCUCUGUUAGAGCUGAAAUGCACACAGUCACUCAUUGAGAUCCUUCGGCAGAGAGGCUAAUAUCUGGAACCUCAGGUCACACUUCAAAAAAAGUGUCUGGUAUUGUACUGGAUAACAAAACAUCAAAGCAAAUGUGUUUGAGAACUUUAAGAAAUGAGAUAAUAGGGUACGACGGGGCUAAAGGUGCCUUUAAAAUGAUUUUCUAACAAACCACUAAAUGGCAUGAAAACCUGUUAUUAAGGCUAGAGUUGUUUACUUGAGAAAUAUGCCUAAACUAACCAAUUAUAGACUCAAAUGUCACAUGUUUUCUUAGAUUAUUUAAAUGUAAAUUUAUUUUGAUAAACGUUGCUAAAACACUGCUAAAAUUAACAUUUAUAUAUUACAUUCAUUUACAAAUAUAUUACUGUAAAAUAAAUCCAGUAAAACAACUGACAAAUUACUGGCAGAAAAUGACUAGUACAUUUUCCCCUUAUUUUACAGACAUUUCCGUUGAUGCUAAAAUGUAAUUUAAUGGUGGUCAAAAUGUAGAAAACUGGUAAAAAAUCAUUAAAAAACGAUUACGGAAAUAUUAUAUACAUAUUAAUACAGUAUUUUGGGCCUUUUUUUUACAGAUUUUUUACAUUGGCUUUAAAGUAAACUGUUUAGUUUAUUAAAGAUUUUUUGCCAAUUUUUUUUAUUUAAAGUAAAAUAAUCAAAAAAUUGUAAAACCGUUGCAGAAGGAGUGAUUUUGUCCAAGUUUGAACUAUUUGUUCCUCAAUAUAAUAUUUGUCUCACUAGUGGGGUAAAACACCUUUAGUAAAAAGGAAAUAUUCCUGAAGGUGUGCCUUUAGCGCAGUUGUACUCUUAAACUGUUUAAGUAGGUUUAUAACAGUCAACAGGCUGUUCAACGGUUAAUGAGAUGAUGGAUAUCUGUGAAGCUGAUUUCAUUCAUUCACUUAAAUUCCAGUGAAGUCUCCAGGAUCAUUUGUUUGAUGGUUUGCUUUGAUAUUUGAUCUUAUUCAGACAUGUUUAUAGAUCAUAUGAUGUAUGUGAAUUGUCUUGAAUCUUUAACCGAAUACAAUCUUGCUCCUCAAUAUUAAGAGAUUGAAUACACCAGCAGUUCUCAUGAGAUGAUUACACUGCAGUCGUUGAGCGACCUCUCCUGGUGAAUCUGCUUUUUGAACAAAUGUUUUUGCACAGAUAGUUAGUAUUGGUCAUUUGGUCUUCAGAUGCCGGACACGUCUGACCUUUAGGCAUCUUAUGAUGAUUUACCUGCAAAUUUCCAACAUCAUGUCAGAACAUGGAUUUCAAUGGUUAAAAUGAUGCUUUUCACAAAUGUAUGUAGUAAGGUUUUGAUUUGUGUUGCCGAGCCUUAUCCUGAUGCCUGCCGAGACUAUCAAGUCACGUCAAUGACAAAGUAUAGAGCUGAAAUUAUUGUGACGUAUGCUCUCCUUAUAAUCAUCAUGUGCUGUUUACAAAUGAAUGCCGAGCACAGUAAGCCUUUGAGAAUUUGUGAUCGUAAAAUAUGAAUUUAUUUUAAUCGUUUGGUGUAUGAUAAUGUCAUUUUUUUUGUGAUGCUUGAAUGAGCUCAGAAACCAACACAUUACACUUUAUAAAAAGUGCUUCACGAUGCCAUUGAAGAAACAUUUUUGGCCGAAUGCUUCCAUAAAGAAGUUUAUAUAAAAAUAUUCUCUAGAUUGUAAAUUAAGAUUAUAAAUGCUUCUUCUAUGUCAUCUCUGUGAAGAAUCUUUUGUGAGAGUUUUUAAGAGCAUAAUCUAAAAAUCCAUUCAUCUUGAAAUAUAGGCAAAAUGAUUGCAUAGAUCCGUUAACUUUAAAGAAUAAAUAACAAAAUGUACAUUUUUGUAUUGUUCUAUGCAUCAACGUGUGCUAUUGUGGUGAAUGCAUGUGCAGAAUGUACUGUAAUGAUAAAUGUAAGAUUGUAUGAUAUUUUAAAGCAGCACUUUGAGACACGUUGUUAUCAGACCACUGGAAGAUUUGGUUUUAACAGGUUUACGUUAGGGAAAAUAUAUGUUUUCAUAGGAAACUCAUCACUGACAUUCUUUAUGACCUCAUUUUAUGUUUUGACAAUAUGUAGUUCGUUUUUAAGCACUUAUGUGAUUUUGUUUUCUUUCUUGUUCUAGUUCCUUUUUAAAUCAUCCUCUUAAACAUCACAGUGCUGCUAAAUCAUUUGUAUGUUUAAUUCUGUCCUCAAGCUGAACUUUUAUUGCAAUAAAAUGUUGUUGUGCCUCUGCUCUA
Triplophysa dalaica is the source of this 3243-nucleotide messenger RNA. RefSeq names its product phosphatidylcholine transfer protein (gene pctp). Bases 81 to 716 code for a protein of 211 amino acids. Gene Ontology annotation, molecular function: phosphatidylcholine intramembrane carrier activity; phosphatidylcholine binding. The record is from RefSeq and is a predicted model, not a curated record. The transcript has 6 exons. NCBI's taxonomy places the organism in Eukaryota, Metazoa, Chordata, Actinopteri, Cypriniformes, Nemacheilidae.